Cornus florida is the source of this 378-nucleotide messenger RNA. RefSeq lists its product as uncharacterized. The record is from RefSeq and is a predicted model, not a curated record. Lineage: Eukaryota; Viridiplantae; Streptophyta; Magnoliopsida; Cornales; Cornaceae. The transcript has a single exon. Bases 1 to 378 code for a protein of 125 amino acids.
AUGGAGGAAGAGAGGAAGGUGGAAAGGUUGAGGUUGUGGGUGAUGGAGGGAGUGGGAGGGGGGGUAGGAGUUAAUGGAGGAAGAGAGGAAGGUGGAAAGGUUGAGGUUGUGGGUGAUGGAGGGAGUGGGGGGGGGGUAGGAGUUAAUGGAGGAAGAGAGGAAGGUAGAAAGGUUGAGGUUGUGGGUGAUGGAGGGAGUGGGGGGGGGGUAGGAGUUAAUAGAGGAAGAGAGGAAGGUGGAAAGGUUGAGGUUGUGGGUGAUGGAGGGAGUGGGGGAGGUAGGAGAGAAGUAAUGGGAGAGAGAAAAGGUGGAAAUAGAGGGAGGAGGUCGUGGGUUGAGGAGCUGGAAAGACGCGGGAAAGAGAGAGAUCAGAUUUAA